AUGGGCCCUGUCGCCGAACCAGAUACCCCCGAGGAUGUAGAAAACCUGAGGCAAAUCCAAGAGCAGUUCGACAAACUGCCGAUUGUAAAGAAACUCAGAGCCAGUGAAGAUUAUGUGGAAUGGGAAGCGUAUAGUAACUUCUCUCCUGAGGAGAAAGCUAGGAGACUUACGACUGGGCCAUUAAGAGGAAGUAGAGGCAUUUCCACGCAGACAAUCUUCUGGAACGAGCAAGAGAAAACAGCUACAUCAGUCCUUUAUCUUGGUGCUGGGAUUGGCGGCUGGCCCGGCCUGGUCCAUGGUGGCGCGCUGGCAACCUUGCUUGACGAGGCCAUGGGCAGAGUCGCCCUUCGGAGUUUUCCGGCCCGUACCGGUGUCACAGCCAAUCUAAAUGUUAAUUACCGAAAGCCCUUUUUUGCAGACCAAUUUUGCAUUAUCACAGCAAAAUGUGAACCGGAACAGAGUAACGAGCGUAAGGCUAUAGUCAAGGCAGAAAUCCGUGAUUCGGCCGGCAGCCUAUGCACUGAAGCCAGCUCUGUUUUUGUUGUACCACGCAAUAUGACCCUAAGGAGCCUAGCCGAUGGGUUUUGA
Molecule: messenger RNA, 588 nt
Organism: Ophidiomyces ophidiicola
Lineage: Eukaryota; Fungi; Ascomycota; Eurotiomycetes; Onygenales; Onygenaceae
Exons: 2
Coding region: 1-588 (195 amino acids)
Source: RefSeq, a predicted model, not a curated record